Molecule: messenger RNA, 537 nt
Organism: Daktulosphaira vitifoliae (grape phylloxera)
Lineage: Eukaryota; Metazoa; Arthropoda; Insecta; Hemiptera; Phylloxeridae
Exons: 2
Coding region: 1-537 (178 amino acids)
Source: RefSeq, a predicted model, not a curated record
AUGGCCAAUGAAAAUGUUGAUGCAGUUGUACAAGAAUUAGCAAGCAAAAAUAAAUCUAUAAACGAUUUAGAAAAUAGUCAUGUAGUAGCAUCGACUUUUUCUAACGAGGCCUAUGUGUGUGACCGUCAAUUUGCUAUUGUACUAGCUCAAUUAAUAACUGUCAGUGAACGUGAAAAAGUUUAUAAAUGGCUAGAAAGACUCGACACAAUGACAAAAUGUGAAGAAAUGCGAGAAGAGCGAGCAAUGUACCUUAGAUUUUUGAUCAUGUGCUUAAACAAUGGAAAAUUAGUACCACCUUUUACUAAGAUACCACCGGCAGAAUUACGUCCUUUGAGUGUUGUUAUGCCACGAUCUGUAUAUAAUCAGGUGUUCAAAGAAAAACUACCUUGCAGUAGAUUAUGUCAUCCUACACCCCAAGAUACUUCAAAUAAAAAAUAUUGCCUACCAGAUGAAAUUGAACCUAAAUUAUUUUUUGCUAGACAGCCUAUACCACGAAAUGGAGUUAUUUCCUACGCUGCCGCAUUCAGUACAAAAUGA